AUUUGCUACGCCAAAUCCUUAACAACCGAAUGCCUCCAUAUCUAGUGGCUUUACAGAUACUUAAAAUGGAUAUCAUAGUUGUUGUCUGGAUCAUAAUUUGGGCUGUAUUAUCGCUAUGUCUCCCAAUUGCCGUAGCCGCGCAGUUGUGUUGUGCGAAUGGCAUUCAACGAUUAGACGAGGACUACUCAAUUGGACCGUUCGCUUCUGCCGAGAAAUGUACGAAGAGAUUUCUGGAAUAUUCACUUCAUAUCCUGCUGUUUUUAUUAAUUCUUGCUAUGGCCGUGAUUUUGGCAGCAAAUGAACAAAUUUCCAGAUCAACGUCGAAGUCUCCGCUAUCGACAAACAUCGUUUAUGAGGAUAUCAACACCUUCCUUCGCAACACUCACAUGCAAAUUUCUUUUGUCGUGACCUCUUCAACGGACAUUGCCAUCGAAGACAUUAGAGAAGAUAUGGAGGCUAUUGUUGAUCUUCUUGGGCAGCCCUACCAACAGGAACUGGCUUCAGAAGUUGGAAUUGACUUAGCUUUAAUAGAGCUCGAGGAACUAAAAAUAAGUUCUUAUAAAGUUACAUCUUUGGUGUCUGCUCUACUGGAAGAUUGUGCUGCAGCAAAGAUUGCAGGAGUUAUGCUACAAGAGAAGUUGAAUGAGAUUUCCCUAGAGUUGACCAUAGCAAGACAGCAAUGCGAUUUAAGAGAUAGGACUUUGUGCUAUACAUUGCAGCAUUCUGGCUUUGAAGUUUCAUUUUCUAUGGAUAAUUUGACAAGUGACCCUAAAAUAAGGCAUUUGGAUACAUUAGCACGAGAGGACAAUUUCAAUGGCAGCGUGGAAGCGGCUCGCAAAAGUUUUGCGUCAGUUCCAGAUCAAGUCGCCUUGGAGACAACUUCCUACAUAACAGAGGCAAGGGCCAUUCUGAACAGGAAAAGAACUGAAGUGUACAAAUCAACUCAUGCUUUGGACGUCCUGAUGAGGUCCCUGUCAGAAACACUACGUCUCAGUCAAGAAUCAGUUUUGACGGUCGUCCACAAAAUGGUAGAUGUCGAUUUUUGGAGAUGGAUUAUUGUUCUCGGAAUUGCCUCAUCAAUGUUUUUUGUAUGGGGACUUCUGUUAUGUGGAGCUCCAUGCGGUUGUGGAAUAACGUCUAAAACGGUGUCCUUUUUAUUUGCAGGUAUUGGUGUUUCCUGUCUCGUUGUUAUUUUAGUUUGGGCCUUGGGAUCUUUUUCUGCAUUUGUUGGUGGCCACAGUCAGAGCUUUCUAUGUAAUUCUCUAUACGACGCACCAGAUUAUAAUGUGCUUGGAGAGUUGUUUGACUCCGAUGGUGUUAUCUUUAAAGAAGGAUUAUUUUCGGACUUUACUAGUAAAGAAAAUGAUACCAUACCUGUAGCAGACGUUAUUAAGCAAUGUCAAAGGGAUUACCCCGUUUACCAAACGUUUCACCUAAAUAACACGAUAAAUAUUGACAAAAUUGUAAACUACAAACAGUGGGAGGACUUGACAGUUCUAUUUUCGAAUCUCAGUCACGGAGAAUGUUCGUUGGAGAUUUUAAGCCCCUCGUUACAGCUUAACUUACAGGGUCUAUCUAGUGCAUCAUCUCUUAAUUUAACGUACUACAGAUUACAAAGUUCAGGACCAGUUACAAAAAGGGACCUAAACUCCUUUGCCGACCAAUUAAAUACCGUCGCCCGGCAGUUAUCAGAUGCGGGCAGUGCCAGAAAAUUCGACAAUCUUGCGUUUUCCGUAAGAAAAACCUUCCAAAACGAAGUAAAACGGCUAAUCGAAAUUAGAAAUACGAUUGUGUACAAAAUAACUGCAUUAGAGGUCUUAUUACCUCCUCUUAACCAAAAGGUCAAUGACUCUUUGGAGAAUUUGAAGAAUAUACAGUUCUUUUUAGAUACUAAAGGAUCACAAGUGGCAAAUAAGGUUAGAAAACGAUUUAUCAGCCGCCUUAUUAGCUACUUAGAGGACUUAUACAGUUACGUCAAAAGGAAAAUUUCUAAGGAAAUAGGAAAAUGUCGUCCCCUUUGGGAAAUUUUUCACUCGAGUCGAGUCUACGCUUGCAAAUUAAUUGUGGACCCGCUGAAUGCAAUCGCCUUUUCGAGCUUCCUUGUAAUUAUCAUUUUCCUGACAAUGGCUCCGAUUGUUCUAAACUUGGUUCAACAUUACAGACAAUUCGACGGUGAUUUAUCUUCGUUUUCUCCGAGUAACGGUCUACUUGAUGAAGAGAGCGCCUGGGCUUCUCCGGCUUCGGGAACUCCACCCGAAAUACAAUUAGUUGAAACUUCGCCACCUGCGUUCAGGGAAAGGCCUACGAUUUCAACACGGACUAGCCCUUCUCCGCCUAGACAAUCGAAUUCUCGAGGUAGAAUACCUUCUCCUCCUAGGCUUCCUACAAUUUCAUCUCAAGUGCAAUCACCCAGGAAACUGUCAGCGUUCUCGUCAAGGAUUUCAAAAGCAAGACAACUCACUCAGAUGGCAAUAACUGGAUCGAGGUCGCCAAGAAGAGGAAGACGUAACCACGAAUCCUUGAAAUUGGUGGAACCGAUCUGCUGGAAAGUUGGGUCAACUACUCCAAAAAGUUGGAUUUAA
Molecule: messenger RNA, 2582 nt
Organism: Diabrotica balteata
Lineage: Eukaryota; Metazoa; Arthropoda; Insecta; Coleoptera; Chrysomelidae
Source: the annotation of a GenBank genome assembly